Messenger RNA from Exophiala bonariae, 1653 nucleotides. RefSeq lists its product as uncharacterized. Gene Ontology annotation, molecular function: protein binding; nuclear import signal receptor activity. NCBI's taxonomy places the organism in Eukaryota, Fungi, Ascomycota, Eurotiomycetes, Chaetothyriales, Herpotrichiellaceae. Gene Ontology annotation, cellular component: nucleoplasm; cytoplasm; nucleus. The coding region runs from base 1 to 1653 and encodes 550 amino acids. The transcript has 3 exons. The record is from RefSeq and is a predicted model, not a curated record. Gene Ontology annotation, biological process: NLS-bearing protein import into nucleus.
AUGGCUGAACGCUACAUUCCCGAACAUCGCCGCACUCAGUUCAAGGCAAAGAACAGUUUCAAGCCCGACGAACUGCGUCGUCGACGUGAGGAACAACAAGUUGAAAUUCGACGACAGAAGAGAGAAGAAAACCUCGCCAAGCGCAGAGGUGUUCAGCGAGGCAAUGGAGAAAUCGGUAUUGGCGGGGAUGCUGAUAGCGACGAUGAGGCUGGAACCAUCGAGAGCGAGUUGAGCACAGAAUUGCCAGAAAUGGUCAAAGGAGUUUUCUCCGACCAGAUCGAUGCUCAGAUUUCAGCCACCACCAAGUUCAGAAAACUACUCUCCAAAGAACGCAACCCUCCCAUCGAGAAAGUUAUUGAAACUGGCGUUGUCAGUCGUUUCGUCGAAUUCCUCCGAUCUCCGCAUACCCUCGUACAGUUUGAGGCCGCUUGGGCUCUUACAAAUAUUGCAUCAGGCUCAGCACAACAAACCCAAGUCGUUAUCGAGGCAGGUGCUGUUCCUAUCUUUGUGGAACUUCUCAGCAGUCCUGAACCAGAUGUUCGUGAGCAAGCCGUGUGGGCUUUGGGUAACAUUGCUGGUGACAGUCCCGCCUGCCGAGACUAUGUCCUCAGCCAAGGUGCCCUGAAGCCUCUUCUCAAUCUCAUUGCAGAUGGUCGGAAGUUGAGCAUGUUGCGAAAUGCCACAUGGACACUAAGCAACUUCUGCCGUGGCAAAACUCCUCAGCCAGAUUGGAGUACAAUUCAACCUGCUCUCCCUGUACUGGCCAAACUUGUCUAUAUGUUGGAUGAUGAAGUUUUGAUUGAUGCAUGCUGGGCCAUCUCCUACCUUUCUGACGGUGCCAAUGACAAGAUACAAGCCGUCAUUGAAGCAGGCAUUCCUCGACGUCUCGUGGAACUGCUCAUGCAUGCUUCGACAUCUGUCCAGACACCAGCUCUCCGAUCUGUCGGUAACAUUGUCACUGGAGACGACGUCCAGACCCAAGUGAUUAUCAAUUGCGGCGCACUGACUGCCCUCUUAUCUUUGCUCAGCUCUCAGAAAGAUGGUAUUCGCAAGGAAGCCUGCUGGACCAUCUCCAAUAUCACUGCCGGCAACUCCACACAGAUUCAAGCCGUCGUGGACGCAAACAUCAUUCCUCCUUUGAUCCAUCUCUUGUCUAAUGGUGACUUCAAGACGCGCAAAGAAGCCUGCUGGGCCAUAUCAAAUGCUACAUCUGGUGGUCUUCAGAAACCAGAUCAGAUCAGAUACUUGGUCUCUCAAGGAUGUAUCAAGCCUCUGUGUGACCUUCUCGCUUGCCCUGACAACAAGAUCAUUCAGGUGGCUCUUGAUGGCUUGGAGAACAUUCUGAAGGUAGGAGAAAUGGACAAGGAGGCUGCCGAUAACCGUUCUACCGAGGGCCAAGUCAACCGAUAUGCUCUAUUCAUCGAAGAAGCGGGAGGUAUGGAGAAGAUCCAUGAUUGUCAAAACAACGCCAAUGAAGAAAUUUAUAUGAAGGCAUACAACAUUAUCGAGAGAUACUUCUCAGAUGAAGAGGAUGCUGGUGCCGACAUUGAGGAACUCGCUCCACAAGCCAACGCCACUGGUUUCACUCUUGGUGCGAAUCAACCUCAAGGUCAAUUCAACUUCGCAAAUGGCAAUGACUCCAUGGAUAUGUAA